This is a messenger RNA of Balaenoptera ricei (Rice's whale), 653 nucleotides long. It is a transcript of the gene SNCG, whose product is annotated as synuclein gamma. Bases 53 to 436 code for a protein of 127 amino acids. The transcript is spliced from 6 exons. Gene Ontology annotation, cellular component: axon terminus; cytoplasm; neuronal cell body. Gene Ontology annotation, molecular function: cuprous ion binding. The record is from RefSeq and is a predicted model, not a curated record. Gene Ontology annotation, biological process: synaptic vesicle endocytosis; synapse organization; chemical synaptic transmission. NCBI's taxonomy places the organism in Eukaryota, Metazoa, Chordata, Mammalia, Artiodactyla, Balaenopteridae.
AAAAGCAUGGGGACAACAAAGAGAGGAAGUGGCCUGGGCCGGCCCACCCGCCAUGGACGUCUUCAAGAAGGGCUUCUCCAUCGCCAAGGAGGGUGUGGUGGGCGCCGUGGAGAAGACCAAGCAGGGGGUGACAGAGGCUGCUGAGAAGACCAAGGAGGGUGUCAUGUAUGUGGGAGCCAAGACCAAGGAAGGUGUUGUGCAGAGUGUGACCUCAGUGGCUGAGAAGACCAAGGAGCAUGCCAACGCUGUGAGCGAGGCCGUGGUCUCCAGUGUCAACACCGUGGCCACCAAGACCGUGGAGGAAGCAGAGAACAUUGCGAUCACCUCCAGAGUGGUGCACAAGGAGGACCUGCAGCAACCUGCCCCCUCGCAGGAGGACGAGGCAGCCAAAGUGGAAGAGGAAGUGGCUGAGGCGACCAAGAGUGGAGGAGAUUAGAGGACUGCAAGUGAGCUCGGAGGCCCUGAGGAACACCCCAAACCCUCCUGGCACAAGGAGUGUCUGGUCCUGGAGUGUGACCUAUGGGGCUGCCCAUGGUCCCCACGUCCUCCCCUGGCUGCCCACAGGCUGGUCCUCCCAUGCUGCCGCCACCACCAUCACCUGCCUCCCUUGUCCCCUCACCCCCUCUGGUCCUUCUGACCCCACCGAUGCUGCU